AUGGCUUCAUCAAAUCCAACUAAUCUUACCGACAUGUGGGAACUUUCUCUAUACGAAUUGCAUAGAUCUCCUCGAGAACCCAUUACAGACAACACCGAAAUCGCAGUAUCGCCACAAAGUAUAAAAAAUGAAUUUAUGUGUCCAAUAUGUUUGGACGUUUUGAAAAAAACAAUGACUGCUAAAGAAUGUCUUCAUAGAUUCUGUUCUGACUGUAUUGUGACAGCUCUUCGUUCAGGUAAUAAAGAAUGUCCCACUUGUCGUAAGAAACUAGUAUCUAAACGGUCCUUACGCUCUGAUAAAAAUUUUGAUCUCCUCAUAUCAAAGUUAUAUCCUAAACGUGAUGAAUGCGAAGUACAUCAAACUGGAACAUUAGACAAGUUAAAUAAAAGUCACAAUCAGACCAAUUUAAUUCAGUCAAUAAACGAAGGUAUGAAAUUUCAAACUCAAAAUCGACGACAACGAACCAAAAAGAACCAACGUAAAGAACUAAAUGAAAGUAGCUCAUCAACUACUUCAAAAAUUUCAAAUAGUUCAAGUCAAGACAAUGUAACAAGAACAAUGGUACAAACACAAGUGGCAAAAAAUAUGAAAUCUAUUAUGAUCUCAGAAAAAGAAGGACCAGCUUCAACUGUUGACAUCUUAGAUACAGCAGAAUGUAAAGGCGCAUCUGAAGAUGUACCACUAGAUGAAAUAGAACUAGUGUUAAGACUUCAUCCUGCAGUAAUGGCCCAUGAUAAUCCAUUUAUCAGAGUUCUGAAAGAAAACUCUGUACGUUAUAUGAAAACAACAGCAAACGCAACAGUUGAUCAUUUGAGUAAGUACUUAGCUAUGCGGUUGAUGAUAGAAUUUGGCUCGGAGCUUCCAGAACAAGCUUUCAAUUUUUUGAUCUAUAUCGCACCUACUGAAGAUAAGUUUGUUCCUCUCAAAGGCAAUUAUACACUUCAAAAAAUACAGGAUGAGUUUUGGAAAAUAAAUAAGCCGUUAGAAAUGAUCUACUCUUUUACAUAA
This is a messenger RNA of Myzus persicae (green peach aphid), 1008 nucleotides long. Its product is annotated as E3 ubiquitin-protein ligase RING2-A-like. The record is from RefSeq and is a predicted model, not a curated record. The transcript has 3 exons. Lineage: Eukaryota; Metazoa; Arthropoda; Insecta; Hemiptera; Aphididae. Gene Ontology annotation, cellular component: PcG protein complex; ubiquitin ligase complex. Gene Ontology annotation, molecular function: chromatin binding; ubiquitin protein ligase activity. The coding region runs from base 1 to 1008 and encodes 335 amino acids.